Molecule: messenger RNA, 1494 nt
Organism: Mizuhopecten yessoensis (Yesso scallop)
Lineage: Eukaryota; Metazoa; Mollusca; Bivalvia; Pectinida; Pectinidae
Exons: 4
Source: RefSeq, a predicted model, not a curated record
GAUGGUUGAUUGUGCAACUCGACGGGAAAUGUAGUCAAGUGUGUUCCUCUGUUUCAGCAAGUAUAGAGAAGUUGCAUCAUAGAUAAAUGCUAGGCAUAUAUAUUUACUUCAGUUGAUAUUUCAGCUGCAUCUUCAGACGUAACAUGACAUCGACAAAUGGAGGUCUAAUCAUUACACAGUGACGGUGUAAAUUUAACAGGUUAGUGCAAUAAAAGAUCACAAUCAUGGACGAAGACGAGGGACUUGACAUGCUGAUUGCCCAGAGAAGCCAACGACCAUCUUUUGCUCGUAUGAUAUCUUGGGAGUUCAAUGAUGCAGAUGAAACAAAAGUUGUUUCAACACAAAGACGACAGAGACGGAGGUCUAAACAACAGUCAGGGGAGACAACUCAACACAUGGGGGAGGAUGACCUUGGAGCAUGUGGACAGGAUGACCUUGAUCCUGCACUGAGGUCAGACAUGUCAAGUUUGUCACUUGAGGGAUUAAGUGAUUCUGAUGAAGAGUUCUUUUCAGCAGAAGAAUUCUAUAUUUCGGAUUCAGAACCAGGUACUGGAGAUAGUGUUGUGUCUGCGAGUAUUGAUGGGCAAGAAGAGGCGAAAUGUGUCAGGAACACAGGGGAAGAAUGUGAAAGUGAUGAAGACAGGGUAUUUACAGAACAAAAUGCAAAUUUAAAUUGCAGCUCUUCAAAUAUUAGACCUUCUAGACUUAGCAAAAAACAGAAGAAAAAACGUCGAAAAGAAGUUUGUAUUAUGUACGAAAAUGAACUUCGGCCUUUCAUGGAUAUAGAGUUUGAUGAUAUUGUACCUUCUGAUCGGACUUCAGUUGGUGAAACAUUAGACAUUUCCAAAGAUGUUCCUUCACUAGUCCAACUGUGUAUCAAGUCAGCAUACAAAAUAAACCUAAAAUCUAUGCCAGAACUGCCGAACAAAUUGAAACGCCUUUUUUGUCUAGAUGAAGAUUUCUCACUGCAAAAAUUUCAGUUGUCAUGGUUGCAUUCAACAUUAUCCCGUUUUGAACCCGAAGAGAAAUUUGCAGAUAACUGCAUGUCAAAAGAUGGCAAAGAUAAACCUGCAGAGUUAUUACAUCCGGCUAGAAAUGUUUGGAACAAGAAGUACCGUCUGAACCAUACACCUAAGGAAUAUAAAGGCAGUGAGGUGUCAGCCACACUGCCAUUUACAAUUCUUGAUCAGGCGAGUGACAUGGGACAUAAAAGAGCUAUCAUCACUUGGGCAGUGGUUGCUGCUACUGUGGAGCUGAUGUUGCCACCAUUUUUAUCUGCCGUUGCCUACAGACACCAAUCAGAGAGUGAAGAUGACCGUAUUGUUCAGGCUACCAGGAGUGUGAUGGCUAGACUGAAAUAUGCAAUGAAGAACAGAUUCCCCACUGUGGUGUCUUACUGUUUUGACGAUGUUGUGCCAUAUGCCUUGUGGGCCAGAGGAGACCUCCAUCAAGCGACCAAGUAUUUCAUGUCACUUUCACAGAGUUCAACCAAAG